CCGAUUUACCAGUUGGCUGAGAUUUGAGGCAGGCUGCGAGAGCUUAAUCCAACAAUCCGCAAAGGCAAAAUGAUGCUCAGUAUGUUCUUCUUGAUACUUAGUUUGCACCUCUGCUUUCGAAUCAGCUCUUGUCAGCGAAGUGGAGGAGAUUUCAACCAUCAGAUGCUUUCUCAGAUGAUGCUAACAAACCAGGAACUGGCAGAGAUUAAAGAGCUGCUUAAACAACAGAUAAAAGAGGUCAUCUUUCUGAAGAACACCUUGGCUGAGUGUGAUCUCUGUGGUAUUCGACAGGAGGGGAAGCAGCCACCGAUUACUGUUUAUCCAUUUGGAAAAUGUGUUCCCAAUCCCUGCUUCCCCGGGGUGCUGUGCUCUGAAACAGCAAAUGGAUUCCUCUGUGGGACCUGUCCCACUGGCUUGACAGGCAAUGGAACACAUUGCACUGACGUGGAUGAGUGCCAAAUGCAGCCCUGCUUCCCUGGAGUCCGCUGUAUUAAUCAAUCUCCUGGUUUUCGAUGUGACCCUUGUCCAAGUGGCUACAGUGGCCCAAGAAUCCAGGGAACAGGGGAGACGUUCGCCCGAACACACAAACAGGUGUGCACAGACAUCAACGAGUGUGACGAUGGGCAUAAUGGUGGCUGUGAUCCAAACUCCAUCUGUACCAACACCCCGGGAUCAUUCCGAUGUGGGCCCUGUAAGGCUGGAUACAUCAAAGACCAGGUCAGAGGCUGCCAACCAGAGAGGAGCUGUGCAAAUGGAGCACCAAACCCAUGCCAUAAGGAGGCGCGGUGCAUUGUGACGCAGAACAGCCAGAUCAGCUGUGUUUGUGGAAUUGGCUGGGCUGGAAAUGGCUACGUCUGUGGACCCGACACAGAUAUCGAUGGGUUUCCCGAUGCGACACUGGAUUGUCCUGAGAGAAACUGCCACAAGGAUAACUGUGUGUCAGUGCCAAACUCUGGACAGGAAGAUGCAGAUGGCGAUGGGAUUGGAGAUGCCUGUGACAAUGAUGCUGAUGGUGAUGGCAUUCUUAAUGAAGAGGAUAACUGUGUUCUGAUACCAAAUGUCAACCAGAGAAACACCGACAAGGAUAACUUUGGGGACCUGUGUGAUAACUGCAGACUUGUCAUUAAUAACAACCAGAAGGAUAGUGAUGGUGACGGAAGAGGAGAUGUAUGUGAUCAGGACAUGGAUGGAGAUGGAAUCAGGAACCGUUUGGAUAACUGUGAGCGUGUUCCAAACCGGGAUCAGAGGGACCAGGAUGGAGAUGGGGUUGGAGAUGCCUGUGACAGCUGCCCAAACAUCAGAAACCCAGAUCAGUUGGAUGCUGACAACGACCUGGUGGGCGACUCCUGUGACACCAACGCCGACAGUGACGGAGAUGGGCAUCAGGACACCAGAGAUAAUUGCCCAACAGUCAUUAACAGUGCCCAGCUGGACACUGACGGAGAUGGGCUGGGUGAUGAGUGUGAUGAUGACGAUGAUAAUGAUGGAAUCCCUGAUGCACGUCCCCCUGGACCAGACAAUUGUCGGCUUGUAGCUAAUCCAACUCAACAAGACCUUGAUGGUAAUGGGAUUGGAGAUAUCUGUGAAGGAGAUUUUGAUGAUGACAAGGUGAUUGACGUCAUUGACGUAUGUCCUGAGAACGCCCAGAUUACACUCACCGAUUUCCGAGCAUUUCAGACCAUCGUCUUGGACCCUUUGGGAGAUGCACAGAUUGACCCAAAUUGGAUCGUCCUAAACCAGGGAAUGGAGAUUGUACAGACAAUGAACAGUGACCCAGGCCUCGCUGUUGGGUACACAGCUUUUAAUGGUGUGGACUUUGAAGGAACGUUUCAUGUUAACACAGUGACGGAUGAUGACUAUGCUGGAUUUAUCUUUGGCUAUCAGGACAGCUCCAGCUUCUACGUGGUAAUGUGGAAACAGACAGAGCAAACUUACUGGCAGGCAAAUCCUUUCCGUGCUGUGGCUGAGCCUGGGAUCCAACUCAAGGCAGUGAAAUCACAGACCGGUCCAGGACAACACUUGCGGAAUGCGCUCUGGCACACAGGAGACACCAGUGACCAAGUACGGCUCCUGUGGAAGGAUCCCAGGAACAUUGGCUGGAAAGACAACACAUCAUAUCGCUGGUUCCUGCAGCACCGGCCACAGGUCGGGUAUAUCAGGGUGCGGCUGUAUGAGGGGCCAGAGAUCGUGGCGGAUUCCAGAGUGAUCAUCGACACCACAAUGCGUGGAGGGAGACUCGGAGUUUUCUGUUUCUCCCAGGAAAAUAUCAUUUGGGCAAAUCUACGCUACCGUUGCAAUGACACGAUUCCAGAAGAUUUCCGCCCGGCACAACUCCAGUUGCAGAUUUGAAUGUGACCUCUGAACUCCUGAACCUUUGACCCUUUAAACCUGACAAGUAACAAUCACGUAUCACACUUUGAACCGCGCUUCUGCUGCCUUCCCUGCAGUUUAAUGGGCAUCAGUUGGAACCUGGAACGGUAGGAAACACCAGAUCUGGGAUGAAGGCUGAAUGAUUAAUGAUCCGGCUCCUGGAUUCUCCCAUCAGUUGAUUCCUUUGUGUUGAGGAAAUAGUCACAACACCACAAUCUCACGGGAUGUCUGGCAGCAGUAAUGCAAAGUGGGAGCAGGACAGAGCAAAGGGGAACAGUGUGUGGCCAGAAUUUCUGCUCAAUGACCAAGGUGGAUUGGUAGAAAUGUAUAGUGUAGGUGAGGCCAUUCUUGGCUAACAUACCUGUGCUGGCUCUUCCAAAGAGCAAUAGUGCUUAAUCCACACCACUGCUUUUUGUCCGUAACCCAGUAAUUCCUUCAUCUGUCCAACUCCUUUCUUAAAAUUAUUAAUAAAUUCAUCUUCCACUUUUUCAGGUAGAUUUCAGUUUCUAACAACCAAAUGAAAAUCAUUCUCAUCUCCUGCCUGACAUUUUUUAGUAAUGAUUUUAAAUCUCUGACUUUCACUCUACUAACCAGAAGUAAUGGAUUUUUUCGAAACCCCUUAUUUUGACAUUUCCUGUAUCAGAUAUGCGGAGAAUAUUUCUAGUCUCUGCUUAUA
Pristis pectinata (smalltooth sawfish) is the source of this 3046-nucleotide messenger RNA. RefSeq names its product thrombospondin-4-like. The transcript has 19 exons. NCBI's taxonomy places the organism in Eukaryota, Metazoa, Chordata, Chondrichthyes, Rhinopristiformes, Pristidae. Gene Ontology annotation, molecular function: calcium ion binding. Gene Ontology annotation, biological process: cell adhesion. Bases 70 to 2349 code for a protein of 759 amino acids. Gene Ontology annotation, cellular component: extracellular region. The record is from RefSeq and is a predicted model, not a curated record.